CCGGACCCCAGCCCCGCCGUCAUGGGCAGCCCAGAGGGGCGCUUUCACUUUGCCAUCGACCGCGGAGGCACCUUCACAGAUGUCUUUGCCCAGUGCCCAGGCGGACACGUGCGGGUCUUGAAAUUGUUGUCAGAGGACCCUGCCAACUAUGCAGACGCACCUACUGAGGGCAUCCGCCGCAUCCUGGAGCAGGAGGGGCGCAUGCUGUUGCCCCGGGACCGGCCGCUGGACACCAGUCGCAUUGCCAGCAUCCGCAUGGGUACUACGGUGGCCACCAAUGCACUGCUGGAGCGGCAGGGGGAGCGGGUGGCACUGCUGGUGACACGUGGCUUCCGGGACCUGCUGCACAUCGGCACCCAGGCCCGCGAGGACCUCUUUGACCUAGCCGUGCCCAUGCCUGAGGUGCUGUACGAGGAGGUGCUGGAGGUGGACGAGCGUGUGGUGCUGCACCGUGGAGAGCCAGGCACUGGGACACCCGUCAAAGGCCGCACCGGGGACCUGCUACAAGUGCAGAAGCCCGUGGACCUGGGGGCCCUGCGUGGAAAGCUGGAGGGGCUCCUGUCGCGAGGCAUCCGCAGCUUGGCUGUGGUGCUCAUGCACUCGUACACGUGGGCCCAGCACGAGCAGCAGGUGGGCACGCUGGCCCGGGAGCUGGGCUUCACGCACGUGUCACUGUCCUCGGAGGCCAUGCCCAUGGUGCGCAUUGUUCCUCGGGGCCACACGGCCUGCGCCGAUGCCUACCUCACGCCCACCAUCCAGCGUUACGUGCAGGGCUUCUGCCGUGGCUUCCAGGGCCAGCUCAAGGAUGUGCAAGUGUUGUUCAUGCGCUCCGAUGGUGGCCUGGCGCCCAUGGAUGCCUUCAGCGGCUCCCGUGCUGUGCUCUCGGGCCCUGCCGGUGGUGUGGUUGGCUACUCGGCUACCUCCUACCGGAUGGAGGGCGGCCAGCCUGUCAUCGGCUUUGACAUGGGAGGUACAUCCACAGAUGUGAGCCGCUAUGCUGGGAAAUUUGAACAUGUCUUUGAGGCCAGCACAGCCGGCAUCACUCUCCAGGCUCCCCAGCUGGACAUCAACACAGUGGCGGCUGGUGGGGGUUCCCGCCUCUUCUUCAGGUCUGGCCUCUUCGUGGUUGGGCCUGAGUCAGCAGGAGCCCAUCCAGGCCCCGCCUGCUACCGCAAAGGGGGCCCCGUGACAGUGACGGAUGCGAAUCUGGUCCUGGGUCGCCUGCUGCCUGCCUCCUUCCCCUGCAUUUUUGGGCCGGGAGAGGACCAGCCACUGUCCCCUGAGGCCUCCUGCAAGGCCCUGGGAGCUGUGGCCGCUGAGGUCAACAGCUUCCUGACCAACGGGCCCUGCCCGGCUUCCCCGCUGAGCCUGGAGGAGGUGGCCAUGGGGUUCGUGCGCGUGGCCAACGAGGCCAUGUGCCGGCCCAUCCGUGCACUCACACAGGCACGAGGCCACGACCCCUCGGCCCAUGUGCUGGCCUGCUUCGGGGGAGCUGGUGGGCAGCAUGCUUGUGCCAUCGCCCGGGCCCUGGGCAUGGACACCGUGCACAUUCACAGGCACAGUGGGCUGCUGUCGGCACUGGGGCUGGCCCUGGCAGAUGUGGUGCAUGAGGCACAGGAGCCCUGCGCCCUGUCCUAUGCACCCGAGACCUUCGCGCAGCUGGACCAGAGGCUGAGCCACCUGGAGGAGCAGUGCGUGGAUGCCCUGCAGGCCCAGGGCUUCCCUAGGUCCCAGAUCAGCACUGAGAGCUUCCUGCACCUGCGCUACCAGGGCACGGACUGUGCCCUGAUGGUGUCUGCGCAUCAGCACCCGGCCACGGCCCGCUCGCCCCGUGCUGGUGACUUUGGGGCAGCCUUCAUGGAGAUGUACAUGAGGGAGUUUGGCUUUGUCAUCCCGGAGCGGCCAGUGGUCGUGGACGAUGUGCGGGUGAGGGGCACAGGCCACAGCAGUCUUCGCCUGGAGGAUACCCCCAAAGUCCAGACGGGACCUCCCCGGGUGGACAAGAUGACCCAGUGCUACUUUGAGGGGGGCUACCAGGAGACUCCUGUGUACCUGCUAGGAGAGCUGGGCUGUGGGCACAAGCUCCAGGGGCCCUGCCUCAUCAUCGACUGCAACAGCACCAUCCUGGUGGAGCCAGGUUGCCAGGCAGAGGUGACUGAGACAGGCGACAUCCUCAUCUCAGUGGGGGCCGAGGCCCCCAGCACAGUGGGUACUCAGCUUGACCCCAUCCAGCUGUCCAUCUUCUCUCACCGCUUCAUGAGCAUUGCUGAGCAGAUGGGCCGCAUCCUGCAGCGCACGGCCAUAUCCACCAACAUCAAGGAGCGUCUCGACUUCUCCUGCGCCCUCUUCGGGCCUGAUGGGGGUCUGGUCUCCAAUGCCCCCCACAUCCCUGUGCACCUGGGUGCCAUGCAGGAAACUGUGCAGUUCCAGAUCCAGCACUUGGGGGCUGACCUCCAUCCUGGCGACGUGCUGCUGAGCAACCAUCCCAGCUCAGGGGGCAGCCAUCUUCCAGACCUGACUGUCAUCACACCGGUGUUUUGGCCGGGUCAGACCCGGCCUGUGUUCUAUGUGGCUAGCCGAGGGCACCACGCAGACAUUGGGGGCAUUACGCCAGGCUCCAUGCCUCCCCACUCCACCACGCUGCAACAGGAGGGGGCCGUCUUUCUGUCCUUCAAACUCGUCCAGGGGGGCGUCUUCCAGGAGGAGGCGGUGACCGAGGCCCUGCGGGCACCAGGCAAAAUCCCUGGCUGUAGCGGGACCAGGAACCUGCAUGACAACCUGUCAGAUCUGCGUGCCCAGGUGGCAGCCAACCAGAAGGGCAUCCAGUUGGUGGGAGAGCUCAUCGGGCAGUACAGCCUGGACGUGGUGCAGGCCUACAUGGGCCAUAUUCAGGCAAACGCUGAGUUGGCAGUGCGCGACAUGUUGCGGGCCUUUGGGACUUCCCGGCAGGCCCGGGGACUGCCCCUCGAGGUGUCUGCCGAGGAUCACAUGGACGACGGUUCCCCCAUCCGCCUCCGAGUGCAGAUCAACCUGACUCAGGGCAGCGCUGUGUUUGACUUCAGUGGCACCGGGCCCGAGGUGUUUGGCAACCUCAACGCACCGCGGGCCAUAACGCUGUCGGCCCUCAUCUACUGCUUGCGCUGUUUGGUGGGACGGGACAUCCCGCUCAAUCAGGGCUGCCUGGCACCGGUGCGUGUCGUGAUUCCCAGGGGCUCCAUCCUGGACCCGUCCCCAGAGGCGGCCGUGGUGGGCGGCAACGUGCUCACGUCGCAGCGUGUGGUGGACGUCAUCCUGGGGGCCUUCGGGGCCUGCGCAGCCUCCCAGGGUUGCAUGAACAACGUGAGGGGCGAGCCGGGCGCUCGUGGUUUAAACCUGCUGAUCCGCAAAGACGGCCGGACGGUGAAUCUGGGCGGGAAGACGUCGGUGCCCGUGUACCCCGGGGACGUGUUCUGCCUCCACACCCCCGGCGGCGGGGGCUACGGGGACCCGGAGGACCCCGCCCCACCGCCGGGGUCGCCCCAGCAAGCGCCGGCCUUCCCCGAGCGCGGCAGCGUGUACGAGUACCGCCGGGCCCAGGAGGCUGUGUGAGGGCCUCAAUAAAGAGCGCUGAGGCCGCC
This is a messenger RNA of Galeopterus variegatus (Sunda flying lemur), 3617 nucleotides long. It is a transcript of the gene OPLAH, whose product is annotated as 5-oxoprolinase (ATP-hydrolysing). The transcript has 25 exons. Gene Ontology annotation, molecular function: 5-oxoprolinase (ATP-hydrolyzing) activity. NCBI's taxonomy places the organism in Eukaryota, Metazoa, Chordata, Mammalia, Dermoptera, Cynocephalidae. Gene Ontology annotation, biological process: glutathione metabolic process. Gene Ontology annotation, cellular component: cytosol. The record is from RefSeq and is a predicted model, not a curated record. Bases 22 to 3588 code for a protein of 1188 amino acids.